CAGAGAAAUAUAUUUUACUGCAAUAUAUUAUUUUAUUUUCUACUCUUUUCAUAAUUUUGUCGUUCCAAAUUGAAUGGAACAGUCGAAAAUAGCAGCAAAUUCUCAUAUGAAAGAGGAUCAUUCUUCGCAACAUUCCAUGAAAAGAGAUACUAAUAUCAAGUACUCGGGAAGUCCUCGUCAUCGAAAAGUGUCAGCAAGAUGGGAUCCAGAUGAAGCAUGUCGACCUAAGAUUGAUGAUGCUCCAGUGUUUUAUCCUACUGUUGAGGAGUUUGAAGACACACUUGCCUACAUAGAAAAAAUUCGUGCUGAAGCUGUAUCAUUUGGUAUAUGUCGGAUUGUUCCGCCACCUUCCUGGAGACCACCUUGUCCACUUAAAGAGAGUGAUAUAUGGGAACAUGCUAAAUUUUCAACAAGAAUUCAGCAGGUUGAUUUACUUCAAAAUAGGGAGCCAAUGAGAAAGAAAAGUAGAAGCCGAAAACGGAAACGGGGAAGGCAUUCUAGAAUGGGAGCCUCUAGAAGAGGUGCCAAUUCUAGUUCUGAAUCUAUUGUUACUUCCGAGACUGAUGAGAAGUUUGGCUUUAACUCAGGAUCAGAUUUCACUCUUGAAGAAUUCCAGAGAUAUGCAGAUGAAUUUAAGGAGACAUACUUUCGAAAGGACUGUAGUGAGGUAUUUAAGUCUGGUAUGAAUGAAUGCGGGAAAUGGGAGCCGUCUUGGGAGGAUAUUGAAGGUGAAUACUGGAGGAUAGUUGAGCAACCGAAAGAUGAGGUUGAGGUAUAUUAUGGAGCUGACUUGGAAACAGGAAUAUUUGGCAGUGGCUUUCCUAAGACAUCAUCUAUGUCAACUGGAAAUGAUGCCGAUAAAUAUGCAAUGUCAGGUUGGAACCUAAAUAAUUUCCCGCGCUUACAAGGUUCAGUGUUAUCUUUUGAAGGAUGUGAUAUAUCUGGAGUUCUAGUACCAUGGCUCUAUGUGGGGAUGUGUUUCUCGUCAUUUUGUUGGCAUGUUGAGGACCACCAUCUUUAUUCACUAAACUAUAUGCACUUUGGCAAUCCAAAAAUAUGGUAUGGAGUGCCUGGGAAUCGUGCUACAUCUUUGGAGGCUGCAAUGAGAAAGCAUCUGCCCGAUUUGUUUGAAGAACAACCUGAUUUACUCAAUGAAUUGGUCACUCAACUAUCUCCUUCAAUUCUGAAAGCCGAGGGUGUACCUGUCUAUCGAGUAGUACAGCAUUCCGGAGAGUUUGUUCUUACCUUUCCAAGGGCGUAUCAUUCCGGAUUUAACUGUGGCUUCAACUGUGCAGAGGCAGUGAAUGUUGCUCCUGUUGAUUGGCUAGAAAAUGGCCAGCUUGCAGUUGAGCUCUACAGUGAGCAGCAUCGUAAGACAUCACUCUCCCAUGACAAGCUGCUUUUAGGAUCAGCUCGGCAAGCCAUCCAAGCUCUCAGGGAGUUAUAUGUUCUUGGAAAAGAAACUCCAGGAAACUUGUGGUGGAAAUGUGUCUGUGGGAAGGACGGGAUGCUUACAAAGGCUGUGAGGAUGAGAAAGCAGAUGGAAGAGGAAAGAAUAAAUUGCCUUCCACCUCAUAUACCCAUACGAAAGAUGGACAAAGACUUUGAUUUGGAAAGCGAGAGGGAAUGUUUCUCUUGUUUCUAUGACUUGCAUCUAUCUGCCUGCAGCUGCAAGUGCUCUCCUGAACAAUAUGCUUGUCUGAAACAUGUAAAAAAUUUCUGCUCAUGCCAAGAUGAAGACAGAUUUGUCCUCCUUCGCUAUACUGUUGAUGAACUGCAAAUGCUAGUCAAAGUCCUGGAGGGAGGAUUAGAUGCUGUCAAGCUAUGGGCAUCCAGAGAUCUUGGAUUGGUCUCUGAUAAUGAUUGCGAUGCUAAUGUGACUAACUUGGUUCAGGAUAGUGAGGUAUUAAAAGCUGAGCCCGCUCAACUAAGGGAGAGUUUCUCUUGCUCCUCAAGAGUGGAAGAAAAGGUGGAUAUUAAUACUCCUUGCUCAUAUGGUCAUUUUUCUUCAGAAGUAGUGCUGUCAGAGUCUCAGCCUAAAUUAAAAGCCUCCCAUGUCACCGCCGAUAGUCAUAACAAUGUCUUAAAUGUUGGAGUUAUUGUCAUAGAAAACAGAACAAACUUGGAGCGGGACACCUGUAUUGACUUAAAUCAAGAUAUUAUAUCUGAUUUUCCUGCAAGGAAGUCAUUGUGUGAUUCUGAUAGCUCCAAUAACAACAGUGGUACUGACGUUGAGACAUUUUUGCGAGAGAAAAAUUGUGGAUUGGAUGACGUAAACGAACCUGUUCUGAAGAGACUCAAGAGUGAUUGUAGCUCUUCAAUUUCUCGAGAAUAUUCCAACAAGUAUCAGCAUUCAAUUUCAACGAGUCAUAAGAAUUCUGAUGGCUUUGAGGGCAAGAAAUUAUUUGGCAUGGAACUUCAGUUUCCUCGUAUCAGUGCAGGACAAUCAAAUACCUUGAUGAUGGCAGAAACUGUCAACAGCUCAGAUGUAAUUGCAUCUACAGCUGUCCAAGGUCAUCCUUCUGUUGAACCUUUAAAUUUUGGGUCCGUCAUAUUUGGAAAACUAUGGUGCAGUAAUCAAGCCAUAUUCCCGAAAGGUUUUAGAAGCCGUGUCAAGUACUUUAAUGUGCUCAACCCAACAGAGGUUUCUAGCUACAUUUCUGAAGUCUUAGAUAUUGGGCUCCUUGGACCUCUGUUUAAGGUUACUUUAGAAGUCUGCCCCACCAUAACCUUCUCGAACAUGUCGGCAGACAAAUGUUGGCAAAUGGUGCUGCAGCAAUUAAAUCAAGAAAUUCUGAGGAGAAGAAACCUGGGGGAGAGUGGGUUGCUUCCUUUACAAUCUCUGCAGACCAUCAAUGGGCUCGAGAUGUUUGGAUUUUUAUCACCACCAAUAGUUCAGGCUAUUGAAGCUCUUGAUCCAAAUCAGAAAUGCUUGGAGUACUGGAAUAACAAGUCCACUCGUGAUAACAAUGAAGUUAAAAAGUACUCACUUAGAUUGAGCUGCUCGGUAGGCGAAUCAAAAGCUAAAGUUUUUGGUGUUGAUUUGAGUAACCAAUGUCACGAUGAUCCCAGUCAACACUCUGUUGAUGAAGUAGAGGUAGUUCUAAGAGGACUUUUCAAGAAGGCAAGUCCUGAAGAGUUAAAAAUAAUGCACAGGGUACUAUGCAGCGAUGCACAAAGUGCAGAACGCCGAGUGGCAUAUGAAAAAUUGACGGAGGAGAUCCAUAAAACAUGUCGGUGAACAGCAUCUUCCGAAAAUAAAGGUAGUUGAUUCUGAUGAGUAGUAGUUGUUAUUUAGGUUUGAUUGUUGGAUUACCACACUGAUUCUUUUAAACAACUGGUAUAGUGCUAGUACGGCACAAGCAGGCAUUGUGAUUGCCAAUGUGCUGAGAGUCCCCCAUUGUUAAUGCCACUAACAUAUCAUACAUACAUACAACCUUGCUGAAUUUUGGUAGCCUUGCUCAAAUACAUGUCCUUUUA
Molecule: messenger RNA, 3480 nt
Organism: Hibiscus syriacus
Lineage: Eukaryota; Viridiplantae; Streptophyta; Magnoliopsida; Malvales; Malvaceae
Product: lysine-specific demethylase JMJ18-like
Exons: 11
Coding region: 74-3241 (1055 amino acids)
Biological process (GO): chromatin remodeling
Cellular component (GO): nucleus
Molecular function (GO): histone H3K4me/H3K4me2/H3K4me3 demethylase activity
Source: RefSeq, a predicted model, not a curated record